UGACAUUGAGUACAAAUUUUAGGUUAUCAAAUCAGUGCUGUGGAUUUAAUCUGCAUAAUCUUGUUAAUUAAGACUAAAAGUAUGUGUAAAUAAGUAUCUCAAACAUAGAACGUUAAGUAUAAUUUUAUAAAAAUGUGGCAAUUAAUGCAAAUGCAGUCAUGUCAAUUAGUGAGACAGAGGUUACUGACCAGCAAUAGUAAUGUUUAUUUUGCAAAUAUAAUAAAGAAUAAGCCGUCCAACGUUGUAAAAAGGUAUAUUAGUGAGGUUAAAACUUCUUCGGAUAAAAGUACGAAGUCCGGUUUAUUAUUGCUUUGUAGUCCUUGGAAGUUGUGUGUUGGGGUCAGUUUAGGGCUCGGGGCACGGUUACUGUGGAAUAAUGGACCUGCAUACUGUAAAGCGGCGCAACAUACAAGAAUCAUACAGAGAAGGCCAAACGUACAGGAAGACAGUGCUAAAUUCGAUUGGUCUAAGUUCCUUGAUUAUUUGAAACCACAUAAGUUGCUAUUAGCUGCUGCUGUUGCUUCAGCAUUAAUAGUGGCAUUCCUAAAUGUUUACAUUCCUGCAAUGUUGGGUGAGGUGGUCAAUGUACUGGCCAGCCUCCGACAGAAUCCAAGCAUGGAUUUCAUUGAGCAAAUCAGAUUGCCGGCUUUGAAACUCAUAUCAUUGUAUAUUGGACAGGCAGUAUUCACCUUCUUCUACAUCCACCUGCUAUCUCAAGUGGGAGAGCGAGUAGCGGCGGACAUGAAACAGGACCUGUUCCAGUCUAUCCUGGACCAGGAUAUGUCUUUCUUCGAUCAGGAGAGGACCGGGGAACUUGUCAAUAGGUUAACAGUAGAUGUACAAGAUUUUAAAAGUUCAUUCAAGCAGACAAUAUCUGGUGGCCUUAGAGCCAUCACACAGGUGGUAGGAUCAUCGGUCAGUCUUCUAGUCAUAUCUCCUCACCUGACCGGUCUGACGCUGCUCUGUGUACCCUCAGUGGUAGUAGGCGGCACGUUCAUCGGAUCACUGCUUCGCAAGCUGUCUAGAGAAGCACAGACCCAGAUUGAGAAAUCCACAUUAGUAGCAGAAGAAGCUAUAUCAAACAUGCGAACAGUCAGAGCGUUUGCAGGCGAAGAGAACGAGGCCAAGAUAUUUGCGCAGGAGUGUAACGCGGCCGCCGAACUUAGUAUGGAACUUGGUCUCGGCAUAGGACUGUUCCAGGCUGGGACUAACCUGUUUUUGAAUGGUAUGGUUCUCGGUACAAUGUUCCUCGGGGGUCAUCUAAUGUCAUCGGGUCAGAUGUCAGCUGGUGACGUCAUGGCGUUCCUAGUGAACGCUCAGACAGUCCAGCGUUCAGUCGCACAACUAUCAUUGUUGUUCGGAUCUGUGGUCAAAGGCAUCAGUGCUGGAGGACGGGUGUUUGAGUACAUCAACAAAAAGCCUUUGAUGGAUCAUUCCGGUACGAAAACAAUCAAAUUCCACGAGUUUCAUGGAGAUAUAGAGUUCAAGAAUGUUACCUUCGCGUACCCGACAAGGCCUGAUGCGGUAGUGUUAGACAACUUCAACUUGAAGAUUCCGGCCGGUAAAACUGUCGCCAUAGUCGGCACGUCUGGUAAUGGCAAGUCGACCAUCGCUGCUCUUUUGGAAAGAUUCUACGACGUAAACUCCGGCGAGAUUACAAUAGACGGUAUAGAUGUUCGAGAUAUGGACGGCAAGUGGUUACGCGGCCGAGCGCUCGGUAUUAUCAGCCAGGAGCCGGUGUUGUUCGCGACCAGUGUCAAGGAGAACAUACGGUACGGCAAGCCUGAGGCCAGCGAUGCUGAGGUGUACUACGCUGCUAAAACAGCGAACGCUCACGACUUCAUCGUGAACUUCCCUGAAGCGUACGAGACGCUCGUCGGCGAGAGAGGGAUGGCGCUCAGCGGGGGACAGAAACAGAGAAUAGCUAUCGCCCGAGCGAUUCUCAAGAACCCACCUGUCAUUAUACUUGAUGAAGCUACCAGUGCAUUAGACUCGGCAAGUGAGAAAGUAGUUCAGACGGCGUUGGAGACAGCGGCUAAGGGUCGCACCGUUUUGGUGAUCGCGCAUCGACUCUCCACUGUCAUGAAUGCUGAUCUAAUCGUCGUGUUGAACAGAGGGAAGAUUGUUGAGAUGGGAACUCACGAUCAACUGAAGAAACUGAAAGGCUUCUACUGGAACCUCAUCAAACAACAAGACCAAGCCACAGAGACCUCUAAAUCAUUAUGAAAUGAUAGCUAAGUAUUGUAGUCCAAAUUUAAUAGGCUUAGAAAGCACUUGCGGAAACACACGAUAUAGUGUGAAGGUAAAAAUAGACCAAAAA
Messenger RNA from Trichoplusia ni (cabbage looper), 2320 nucleotides. RefSeq names its product ATP-binding cassette sub-family B member 8, mitochondrial. The coding region runs from base 133 to 2226 and encodes 697 amino acids. The transcript has 14 exons. Lineage: Eukaryota; Metazoa; Arthropoda; Insecta; Lepidoptera; Noctuidae. Gene Ontology annotation, cellular component: membrane. Gene Ontology annotation, molecular function: ABC-type oligopeptide transporter activity; ATP hydrolysis activity; ATP binding. The record is from RefSeq and is a predicted model, not a curated record. Gene Ontology annotation, biological process: transmembrane transport.